AUGUUCAGAGGCCGUUCAGUACCAAGAUGCUCGAAGCCAACCUGCUCUCCGAGGUGGUGCGCCUUGUUCAUAAAUCUCGAAAGAAGAGCUGAUCGCAAAGAGCGACUUCGCUCCUUGCUGGCCGAAGCCAACGCGCCCCUCCUUCGCCGCCUGGAGCGCGUGGAGGCCAUCGACAAGCUGGCCUUGUCUUUAGAUGAUGAGGUUGUCGUGGACGCCGUCGGCCCCUAUGCUUUGGAGCGUGCCAGGCGCGCAGUGGACGAGGAGCAUUACACCAUCGUCCAUGACGAGGAGGGGAACUUAGUUCAUUUCGACGAUCACCUGACGGUGGGCGGCAUCGCUUGCGCUCUGUCCCACCGCCUGGCACUCCAGCGCCGGGACGACGUCAAUGCCGUCGUCCCGAGAGUGGACCUGGCAAUCUCCAAGCUCUUGAAAGAGCUGCCGGAAGAUUGGGACGCCGUUUGCCUCGCCUACCAUGAUCCUCGUGGAAGGGUACAUCCGCUCGCCGUCGACAAGGGCCCUGUCGAUGAGUCCUUUGACGGUGCAGAGGUCGAGCUAAUACAGUCACACGGGCAUGUCUUCGGCCUCGGGGCAUGGAUGGUCCGCAAGGAGGCUGCCCAGGAACUAGUAGAGCACGCUUUCCCCAUCGAAAGCCAGGUGGACUUUACCCUCACAAACUGGUUGGCCCGAAACGGAAGGAGCUUCUGGAAGGUGGAUCCCACCAACUUGCUUUUCUACGCGCCCUCGAGUGAAGAGGAGAUGGACUCCGACGUGCAAACAAUGGUACCUAUCGCGAAGAUAGAAGAGGAGCACGAAUCUCUUCAGGCGUACAUUGACUACAUGAACGGCAGGACGGCUGACCCAUAUGAGGAUUGGGACCUUGACCUGGAUUUGGACUACGGUGCACAGCAGUUCGACGAAGAGGAAUGGAUUCGGCAAUGGCAAGAGGCGAGAUACGAGGACCACCACCUUUACUUCCUACAGAAGUGUGGAGAACGGGCAGAGUACUGUAUGUACGGAGGGGACGACAUGGCAGCCCGCCGGCCCGUGUGCUUCGUGAUGGCCGAGAAACAAGCCGAGGAGCCACUCCUGGCGGAGGCACAGGAGGCGCAGCCGUCGCGAAGACAGCUGCUGGCAGAAAUCUGGCCACUCUGGUUUCCCAUGAUGGUAAGUGACGUCACGAUGCUGCUCAACGAGUUCGUCAACACAGUCUGCUUGGGCCAAGUUGGGGAUUCCCAACAGCUGGCAGCCGUGGGUCUGGGCAACAUGAUACAAAACUGCUGUGCUCUAACCAUUGGCAUGGGCCUAACCAGCGCCCUGGAUACAUUCGUCAGCCAGGCGAACGGUGCGGGAGAGCAUUCGCUGUGCACGCAAUAUCUCCAGCGCAGCCGCCUUGUCACGGCAGUGCAGCUGGUUUGGAUGAUUCCGUUGCUCUGGUUCACUGAUCCCAUCCUCCUGGCGCUGGGCCAGCAUGAAGGCGUCUCGAGAUGUGCGGCUGCUUACAAUCGUGCGGCUGUCUUUGGACUCUUCGGAAACUUCCAGUACCAGGUCAUCGUGUCAUAUUUACAGAACAUGGAGAUGCCACUGCCUCCGUGGGUAUCCACAGCAACGAGCCUCCUGCAUGUGGCGUGGGCCAUACUCUUCGUGGUGGUGUUCCAGUGGGGCAACAUGGGUGCAGGAGCGGCUAAUGCCCUGACUUGGACCCUUCAGUGGCUCAUCGGGUCUGCGUUUUUGCUUAGCCGGGCAUCCGAGCUCCAUGCCACGCCACGACAACUGCUGCUUGUCCAGAAGGAUGCUUUCCGCCAAUGGUCAAGCUACAUGGAAGUAGCCCUCCCCGCAACAGUCCAGGUUUGCAGUGAGCUCUGGUUUUGGGAGAUCUGUGCGCUCGUCAUGGGAUAUUUGGGCCCCACGGCCCUGGCCGCGCAUGUGGCUGCCAUGAACUUGGUGACGGUACUGGCGAUGCCCACCAUGUCUUUGGGAAUGGCCGCGGCCACCGUGGUCGGAACUGCUCUUGGAGCUCAGCUCACCAAGAAGGCGAGGGAUGCCUCCUGGUUUUGUGUGUCUAUUUGCGUCGUGGUGUGGAGCGCCUUAGCCUUGCUCCUGCUUGCUCUGCGGAGCAUCAUCCCGCGGCUGCUGGCCUCCGACUUGGAGGUACAGUCCUUAGUUCAGAAGCUGCUGAUGAUCUACGUUCUGGCGGGAUACGCCGACAGCGCUCAGAACGUGAUGGGCUCCACUCUCCGGGGCGCGGGAAGGCAAACCACGGCCGUAGUCAUCUACUUGGUUUCUUUCUAUGCGGUGAUGCUUCCGCUGGGCUGCGUGUUGGCAUGGCCCUUCGACUUCGGCGUGCAAGGCAUGUGGUACUCCAUGGUGUUCGGCACCUCUCUGGCUGCGGCGGCCUUCUUCAUGAUUCUCCAUCAGCUUGACUGGGAGCAGUGCGCCUGCGAGUCAGACGAGCGGCGCCAAGCCGACGGAUUGGUGGAUGGCACGGACCAGUGA
This is a messenger RNA of Symbiodinium sp. CCMP2592, 2493 nucleotides long. The record is from the annotation of a GenBank genome assembly. NCBI's taxonomy places the organism in Eukaryota, Dinophyceae, Suessiales, Symbiodiniaceae.